This is a messenger RNA of Coregonus sp. 'balchen', 33766 nucleotides long. The record is from the annotation of a GenBank genome assembly. NCBI's taxonomy places the organism in Eukaryota, Metazoa, Chordata, Actinopteri, Salmoniformes, Salmonidae.
GCAGGGGACAAACACUACCAUCCCAGCUGUGCACGAUGCAGCAGGUGCAACCAGAUGUUCACAGAAGGAGAAGAGAUGUACCUGCAAGGUGAUUAGCUAGAUGGGCUGACGUUAUGAUUGGAGCAUUUUAAGGGUUAUUACGGUAUAGCUGGGUUGGUUUAGCCUGGUAUCAGAUCUGCUGUAUAGCCAACACUUAAGUGUGACCAUAAAUGUUGGCAAGAUAGCACAAACAUAUCUGGGAUCAGGUUAGGUUUGGAUGUCUUUGUUUACUUAGACCAUCUGUCUCUGUUCUAUUCCACAGGAUCAACCGUGUGGCACCCUGGCUGUAAGAACACAACCAGAACAGAGGAGCGACAGAGGGAACGGGUAGGAAUCUAUCUGGACAUUAAUGACCUCUUGUACCUUGACCUUGUUUGCAUUGUGCAAGUGUCUCUUCUGUGUCAGCCAGUCCCAAUUUGCUCCCCAUACCCCUUCCCAUUGGACCUAAACCUUCGAUGUGUGCAGAUUUGUAAGGUGUAAGUAAUAAAUAAAAUCAAUGUUUAUUGGUCGCGUACACAGAUUUGUAGGUGUUAAAGCAGGUGCAGCGAAAUGCUUAUGUUACUAGCUCCAACAGUGCAGUAGAAUGUCUUGCAAAUACAAUACAAAUACACAAAUAAUCAAAAAAAUCCAAUCAAGAAAUAACAAUCCGAAGUAGAUAUAUUAGAGUGAGCAUGUUUGAGAAUAUAAAUACGUGGUGUCAAUAGACAGUAUAUAAUUUGGAAAAGAAAAUGGUAUGUACAGUAGUAGGUACAGUAUAUAAGGAUGAGUUAUGUUGAGAUUACAGUAUAUACAGACACAGUGAGUAAACAACAGUAUAUAAACAGAAUGAGGUGACCAGCGUUCAAUUACUUUAUACAUGGGGCAUUAGUCUCAAGGUGCAGGGCUGAGUACCAGGCAGGUAGCCGGCUAGUGAUGGCUGUUCAACAGUCUGAUGGCCUGGUCAUAGAAGCUGUUUCUCAGUCUCUCAGUCCCUGCUGAUGCACCUGUACCGUCUCUGUCUGCUAGAUGGUAGCAGAGUGAACAGACCGUGGCUCGGGUGGCUGAGGUCCUUAAAGAUCUUCUUGGCUUUCCUUCAACACCGAGUGCUGUAAAUGUCCUGGAGGGCAGGCAGCGUGCCCCCGGUGAUGCACCACCCUCUGGAGAGCCAUGUGGUUGAGGGCGGUGCAGUUGCAGUAGCAGGUAGUGAUGCAGCCCGACAGAUGAGUAUGGUGGAAGCUCCACCACUACACGGCCUAUACCAACCCAGACCCCUCAGAUCUGCAAACAUCAAAAAGUUGGGGCUAAAGGGAAGGGGUAGGGAGCAAACCGAGACUGGCUCCGUUUGUGUUGUUACUGGUUUUUAGGAGGCUAAAAUGUAUUCAGUGAGCACAGCAUCAGGCUGCACAGAUACCUACAGUAUUUGCAGACACCUAAAGACACCUCCACUUUAACCCUAUGUCCAUCUUAUGUCUACAUCUGUAUGUAGUGUGUGUCCCUCACCCUGUGGUGGUUGUGUGCGUGUGAGCUGCAGGUUUGGGGUCAAUUCCAUUUAAUUUCAGUCAAUUCAGCAAGUAUUGAAUUAACUGAAAUUCCAAUUGAAAAGCAUUGAGAUUUUUUUUCUUGCAAUUAAAAUGUCAGUUAACUUCCGGAAUUGACUGAAUCGAAAUGGAAUUGACCAGAACCCUGGUGAGCUGUGACCUGGACAGCUGAAUGGGCUCCAUCUAAGUCAGGUUGGAGAGGAGGCACAAGGCACAGCACAGCCCUUGUGUGUGUGACCUCCUGUGAAGCCCCCCCCCCCCCCCCCCCUUCCUUGACAGCUGUUUCCUCCAUCACUAUUACUCCUUGACAAAAUAGAAGGGCUGGUACUGUAUUCUCUAUUGGCUAUUCGAUGGCAUCAGCCUGUGUUACUUCCUUCAUGAUGUUGCAUAGGUCGUAGGUGUCAGGGCGUGUGUAGGUGUGGUGUAGGAAAUCAGAUGCAGGACGCAGACGGUAGGUUCCAAAAGCUGUAUUCCGACCCAAACACAGGCAACAGGGCAACAAAGCCCAACAGCUAAACUACGCCAAAGGCGUGUAGGCAAAAUGCGCACAAAACAGGUGCGACAAAAUAUGUAGUGCACGAAACAAGUGCAAACGAGCUCCAGCGCAGUGGAGAGAAAUAUGCUCAACCGAGCAAACACUACACUGACGAAAACAAUCACACACAACACAAGACAAACACAACGAGAAACUUAUAGGAUACUAAUCACGUAAAACAGAAACAGGUGUGACACAAACAGACAAAAGCAAACGAACAUGAAAACAUAAAUCGGUGGCAGCUAGAAUUCCGGAGACGACGAACGCCGAAGCCUGCCCGAACAAGGGAGAGAGGCAGCCUCGGCCGAAACCGUGACAGUAGGACAUGAUUUAGUGUGUGCUGCCCCCGUGCUGGAGCCAGCCUGCAGUGCUAUUAUCUCUGUCUCUCAUUUGGAUCCAUAUCUGACCCAUUCACCAACAGCACUUAGACUCAGGCCCAUACAGUCACAUAUUAUCUCCUUAGCAAGGGCUAAAGGCAAGAACAUAUUUGAGGAGUAGACAUAAACAGGGUUCAAAUUAUACAUUAACUCUUGGGGAUGCCCAAUGUCUCUUGAGGGCACCCAAUUUGUUAUGGGGGUGCCCAGCCCCCCCUGUAAUUUGAGCCAUGGAUAUAAAUAUCAAACGACAUAUAGUGAUGGUUGUUUUCACCCAAACAACUCUCUUUAAAAAGCUCCCAUUUAUAGUAACCAUGUGGUUGUGAAAACAUGAUUAUAGUCAAUCAAUACAUGAAUUCAGGACUGUUGUUUCCAUCUGAAGUCCAUUUCCCAUGGGAAUGCAUGUGGUAUUUACAGUGUUAAGGACAUUACUAAGUCACAAUGCAAAUGCCCUCAUUCACUUUGCAAGAGGCAAAUGAAUGACAUCAUUGCAAGAUCAUGUGUUUGUAUUUUAUUUAAAGAUUGAAUCUACUUGUCAUGUGACAAUGUGGUGGAAUUUCAAAAACAAAGUUAGGUGUUAAACUGUGUUUUCUUUAUUUUCUUUAUUUAACCUUUAUUUAUCCAGGCGAGUCAAUUAAGAACAAAUUCUUAUUUACAAUGACGGCCUGAUUAAUUCUUAUUUUCACCUCCUUUUGAUGUGAUUGAGUGGACAUAUUUCACUCAUCAUUUGCAAAUGGAGGCAAACAUAAUACUGUAGCAACUUUAAUCCAACACCUAGAAACCUCAUCAAGAGGUUCGGCUCUCUUGGCGUAACAGCUAAGGUGUUGGGUCACUGGACCCGGGUUCGAGUUCCAGUUGGGGCUGCCCCCCAAAUUCACUGCAAUACGAAUUGAAAAAGGAUGAGAUGCCAUGAGCCAACUGAAAGAUAACUAAACUAGUCCAGGGAGGUCCUUGAAUGUGGACAGAGAGAUUGACUUAUCCCUUUUUUGUUCUCCUCUUGCAGCCUUCAAGGUCGUCAUCCGAGAGUAUCUGUUCCAGACCUGGUUCAAGCAUACCCGGCUCACCAGGUCAUACCAUAUAUGUGAGUUCUGUCUACCAUACAACUACUCUCACACACGUACUGGGCUGGAUGUACUGCUUUUUUUUUUAUAUACGCCACUUCUCCCCUAGGGAAGCUUAAGAUAAAUUGUGAUUCCAUGUGUAAACUUUGUCUUAGUCGUAGACCUUAUUCUUACCGGUACAUCGAUUUUCUGUUCAGCCUUACAUCCAAAGCGGAAGGAGCCCUAGGCUUAUCAGACUCUCUUAUAGUUCCUCUACAGACCCUGACCACUGGGGUUGUUAGAAAUAGAGGGACUUUUUAGCUGCCCUAAUACUGGCUAGUGUUAACUCUUUGCAGUAGAUGUGUGCUUUUAGUUGUGUAUAACGUCUCUCGCUCUGUCUCUUUGUAUGUGUCGAUCUGUCUCUGUCUGUCUGUGUCCCUAGGCAAAAGUAGACGAUGAGAUCCUUGAUUACAGGGACCUAGCCGCCAUUCCCAAAGUCAAAGCCAUUUAUGAUAUAGAGCGCCCUGAUCUGAUUACCUAUGAGCCUUUGUACACCAUGUCCCUUGAUGAGAGGGAGGAGAGGAGAGAGAGUGUGGGAGAGGUAAAUAGCAUGCAACCAUGCAUGAACGUGUGUGUGUGUGUGUGUGUGUAUACAGUGAGGGAAAAAAGUAUUUGAUCCCCUGCUGAUUUUGUACGUUUGCCCACAGACAAAGAAAUUACCAGUCUAUAAUUUUAAUGGUAGGUUUAUUUGAACAGUGAGAGACAGAAUAACAACAAAAAAAACGCAUGUCAAAAAUGUUAUAAAUUGAUUUGCAUUUUAAUGAGGGAAAUAAGUAUUUGAACCCCUCUCAAUCAGAAAGAUUUCUGGCUCCCAGGUGUCUUUUAUACAGGUAACGAGCUGAGAUUAGGAGCACACUCUUAAAGGGAGUGCUCCUAAUCUCAGCUUGUUAACUGUAUAAAAGACACCUGUCCACAGAAGCAAUCAAUCAGAUUCCAAACUCUCCACCAUGGCCAAGACCAAAGAGCUCUCUAAGGAUGUCAGGGACAAGAUUGUAGACCUACACAUGGCUGGAAUGGGCUACAAGACCAUCGCCAAGCAGCUUGGUGAAAAGGUGACAACAGUUGGUGCGAUUAUUCGCAAAUGGAAGAAACACAAAAUAACUGUCAAUCUCCCUCGGCCUGGGGCUCCAUGCAAGAUCUCACCUCGUGGAGUUGCAAUGAUCAUGAGAACGGUGAGGAAUCCGCCCAGAACUACACGGGAGGAUCUUGUCAAUGAUCUCAAGGCAGCUGGGACCAUAGUCACCAAGAAAACAAUUGGUAAUACAGUACGCCGUGAAGGACUGAAAUCCUGCAGCGCCCGCAAGGUCCCCCUGCUCAAGAAAGCACAUAUACAGGGCCGUCUGAAGUUCGCCAAUGAACAUCUGAAUGAUUCAGAGGAGAACUGGGUGAAAGUGUUGUGGUCAGAUGAGACCAAAAUGGAGCUCUUUGGCAUCAACUCAACUCGCCGUGUUUGGAGGAGGAGGAAUGCUGCCUAUGACCCCAAGAACACCAUCCCCACUGUCAAACAUGGAGGUGGAAACAUUAUGCUUUGGGGGUGUUUUUCUGCUAAGGGAACAGGACAACUUCACCGCAUCAAAGGGACAAUGGACGGGGCCAUGUACCGUCAAAUCUUGGGUGAGAACCUCCAUUGAAAAUGGGUCGUGGAUGGGUAUUCCAGCAUGACAGUGACCCAAAACACACAGCCAAGGCAACAAAGGAGUGGCUCAAGAAGAAGCACAUUAAGGUCCUGGAGUGGCCUAGCCAAUCUCCAGACCUUAAUCCCAUAGAAAAUCUGUGGAGGGAGCUGAAGGUUCGAGUUGCCAAACGUCAGCCUCGAAACCUUUUAAUGACUUGGAGAAGAUCUGCAAAGAGAAGUGGGACAAAAUCCCUCCUGAGAUGUGUGCAAACCUGGUGGCCAACUACAAGAAGCGUCUGACCUCUUUGAUUGCCAACAAGGGUUUUGCCACCAAGUACUAAGUCAUGUUUUGCAGAGGGGUCAAAUACUUAUUUCCCUCAUUAAAAUGCAAAUCAAUUUGUAACAUUUUUAACAUGCGUUUUUCUGGAUUUUUUUGUUGUUAUUCUGUCUCUCACUGUUCAAAUAAACCUACCAUUAAAAUUAUAGACUGAUCAUGUCUUUGUCAGUGGACAAACGAACAAAAUCAGCAGGGGAUCAAAUACUUUUUUCCCUCACUGUAUGUGUAAGCAUGUGCGCGCGUGCAUAUGUGUGUGCGUGUGUGACGCAUCAUGUUAAAAUGAUCAAGCCCUCAUUCUGAAGUUGCAAGCUGUGCCGGGUAAGUAUUGGUUUGUGAGAAAACAGCUGUGUUGCAUUAAUUCAUAUCCAUUUUCUAAAUUUCUCCCCCCUAGAAAGUAAUGUGUUAGACAAUAAAUAUGUCUGUUGUUUCAGGGAGGAAGGCUAACACUUUGUGUACAUUUCGUAUCUAGUAAUAAUAAUAAUAAUAAUAAUAAUACAUUAUAUUUAUACAGCGCUUAUCAAGGACCCAAAGUCUAAUGUUAACGUCACAUUCAGGUUCUUGACAAACUCAGCCAUAUAAAGGAAACCUAUUAUUGACACAUGAGAGUGCUCAGUCAUUUUCUGUGUCCACAGCUCCAUACUGCGAGAAGGGAGCGUUCCCCCAUGCCAGAUGACAAGGUAAGACAGCCACCAACUAUUCUCAUUGAUGAUAACAUGGUGUUGGUGUGUGCAUAGAGUAUGUUAUAUGGUGUUUCUUUGCUUACAGUAUGGUCAUGAUUGUAAGCUAAGUUAGCUUGAAAAAGAAUACAACAAUUUAUUUUCUCUUUCAGUCCUCAAGAAACAUGUCACCUACACCAUCCGCUGAGGUGAGUGCAACUCAGUACUGCGUUACACAGUAAUACACUGUACAUGUUUAGCUGCAAACGUUCAGAUUGAAUUACAAUGAAAAGAAGCUCUUGACUAUCAGUUGAUAGUGAUUGACAGGUGAUGUAACUGUGUUGUCCCUGUAGGGCUGCUAUGACAUGAGGGAACGCAUCCUUCAGAGGUCCACCAGUCAGGGCUCCAUCGGCUCACCUGUCUACAAUCGCCAUAGUUACACCCCGCUGUCACGCUCACCGCAGCAUUUUCACAGACCAGGUGAGUGUAUGCGUGUCUCAGUGUAUCACGACUCAGGAUAUGACCCAGAUGCAGACACAGGAGGCGGAUGGUUCGGUUCUCAGAAUAUUUAUUAUCACAAAGAGUCAGGUAAAAGGGCAGGUCAAGGACAAGCAGAGGUUCGUAAUCCAAGGCAGAGUCAACAAGGGACAGAACGGCAGGCAGGCUCAGGGUCAGGGCAGGCAGAAAGGUCAGAACUGGGAAGACUAGAAAACAAAACUAGAGAGAUGGUAACACACGGAAAACGGGAGACAAAGGGCUGUGAGACAAAGGUUUAAUCCUAGACACAUGGAAAGUGGGAUGUAUACGGAGGGUACGGGUCAACAGAAGACAAACAGCAGAGGGGCUAUGAACUUCAGAGAUGGGGAAUGGAGCAAUAAAAUGGGGGGAAAGUUUUUGAGACUCCACCCGGAGGGGCAAAUCACGGGUGGACAGCCAUACCCUCUGCCAGGGCCGAUAGCGGGGAGCCGGGGUCCGGUGGCGAUCUGCCUGUCGCCGAUACCUGGAGGUAGUCUUAAGAAGAGCGGACCGGGCUCUCUUCCAGGUACGCCGACUGCGGCGGACGAACAUCUGGGCCGAGGGUAUGCUGACCUUUUCCUCUUGCUCAGGGAAGAGCGGGGGCUGGUAACCCAAGGAACACUUGAAGGGCAAGAGUCCAGUGGCCGAGCAGGGAAGGGAGUUGCGGGCGUACUCCACGCACACAAGUUGCUGGCUCCAGGUGGUAGGGUUGGCAGAGACGAGGCAGCGAAGAGUAGUCUCCAGGUCCUGAUUGGCUCGUUCCGAUUGGCCGUUAGACUGGGGAUGCAACCCGGAGGACAGGCUGGCCGAUGACCCAAUGAGGGUGCAGAAUGCCUUCUAGAACCUGGACGAGAACUGAGGACCCCGAUCGGAGACCAUGUCGACCAGAAGUCCAUGGAUCCAGAAGACGUGCUGCACCAUAAGCUGGGCCGUCUCCUUGGCUGAGGGGAACUUGGGAAGGGGAAUGAAAUGUGCAGCUUUGGAAAACCUAUCCACCACAGUAAGGAUGGUGGUGUUGCCAUCUGACGGAGGGAGACCUGUGACAAAGUCCAGGGAUAUAUGGGAUCAGGGGCGAUGAGGUUGUGGUUGAAGGAGGCCAGCCAGAGCUUGCCGCAGAGUCUUGUUCUGUGAGCUCACCAUGCAGGCAGCGACGAAUGUGGAGUAGUCCGUAACCAUGGUGGGCCACCAAAACAUUGGCGGAUGAAAGCCAGGGUCCGACGAGAGCCGGGAUGACAGGUGAGUUUCGAGGAAUGGGCCCAUUCCAGGACCGGGGACUGGGACAAAUCUGGGACGAAAAUCCGGUUAGCUGGGCCCCCUUCCCGGGGUUCAGCUAGGAACACUGCUCCUUGUGGACCCGGCUCUCAAUACCCCAGACUAGUGUAGCUGCUAGACAGGAGGUAGGUCAGAUGGUGUAGCAGCGGAACUAUACAGGCGGGAGAGGGCGUCAGGCUUCACAUUCUUGGACCCAGGCGGUAGGCGAUGGUCAAAUUGAAUUGAGUGAAUAACAGAGCCCAACGAGUCUGCCUUGAGUUGAGGCGCUUGGCGGUGCGGAGAUAUUCCAAAUUCUUAUGGUCGGUCCACACUAAGAAUGGAUGUUCUCCUCCAGCGCCAUCUUGACCGCAAGAAGUUCCCAAUUUCCCACGUCAUAGUUCCUCUCAGCGGAAUCGAGACGAUGGGAGAGGAAAGCACAGGGAUGCAGCUUUUGGUCCUGGACAGAACGCUGGGACAGGACGGCCCCCACUCCAAUGUCCAAGGCGUCAACCUCCACCACGAACUGACAGGAUGGAUUAGGAUGGGGGCUGUGGUGAAACGGUGCUUCAGAUCCAGAAACGCCCGGUCAGCAGCUGGGGAGCACAUGAAUGGAACCUUGGGAGAGGUGAAUGCAGAGAGGGGGGAGGCUAGGGUGCUGUAGCCCCAAAUAAAGCGGCGGUAGAAAUUAGCAAAUCCCAGGAAACGUUGCAGCUGCACUCUGGAUGUGGGUUGGGGCCAAGCCAACACCGCUCUCACCUUGUCAGGAUCCAUCUGAAUGUUCCCUGCAGCGAUGACAUAUCCCAGAAAGGGGAUAACAUUUAUCCGCUUUAACAAACAGACUAGAAAACAAAACUAGAGAGAACACGCUGGGACAACAUUACGAACUGGCAACAGACAAACAUAAAACGCAGGUAUAAAUACACAGGGGAUAAUGGGGGGUGGAGACAAGCACAAGACAGGUGAAACUGAUCAUGGUGUGACAGUGUGUGUGUGUGUGUUUCAGUGUCAAAUCAAAUUUUAUUUCUCACAUGCGCCAAAUACACACAGUGUGUUGUGAAUGUAUUGUAAUGUUUUUAAAAUUGUUUGAACUGCCUUAAUUUUGCUGGAUCCCAGCAGCUAAUGGGGAUCCAUAAUAAUUACAAAUACAACAGGUGUAGACUUUACAGUGAAAUGCUUACUUACAAGCCAUUAACCAACAAUGCAGUUUUAAGAAAAAAUAAGUGUUAAAGUAUUUACUAAAUAAACUGCAGUAAAGAAUAAAUAAAUAAAAAGAAGAAUGAAAAAAAGAAGAAAAUAGAAAAAUAACACAUAAUUAAAGAGCAACAAUAAAAUAACAGUAACGAGGCUAUAUACAGGGGGUACCGGUACAGAGUCAAUGUGCGGAGGUACAGGUUAGUUGAGGUAAUUGAGGUAAUAUGUACAUGUAGGUAGAGAUAAAGUGACUAUGCAUAGAUAAACAGAGAGUAGCUGUUCAGGAGUCUUAUGGCUUGGGGGUAGAAGCUGUUAAGAAGCCUUUUGGACCUAGACUAGGCGCUCCGGUACCACUUGCCGUGCGGUAGUAGAGAGAACAGUCUAUGACUAGGGUGGCUGGAGUCUGACACCGCCUGGUAUAGAGAUUCUGGAUGGAAGAAAGCUUGGCCCCAGUGAUGUACUGGACCGUACACACUACCCUCUGUAGUUCCUUGAGGCCGAGCAGUUGCCAGACCAGGCGGUGAUGCAACCAGUCAGGAUGCUCUCGAUGGCGCAGUUGUAUAACUUUUUGAGGAUCUGAGGACCCAUGCCAAAUCUUUUCAGUCUCCUGAGGGGGAAUAGGCGUUGUCCUCCUCUCUUCACGACUGUCUUGCUGUGUUUGGACCAUGACAGUUCAUUGGUGAUGUGGACACCAAGGAACUUGAAACUCUCAACCUUCUCGGCCCUCCUUUUCCUGUAGUCCACGAUCAUCUCCUUUGUCUUGAUCACGCUGAGGGAGAGGUUGUUAUCCUGGCACCACCCUGCCAGGUCUCUGACCUCCUCCCAAUAGGCUGUCUCAUCAUUGUCGGUGAUCAGGCCUACCACUGUUGGUUGUGUCGUCAGCAAACUUAAUGAUGGUGUUGGAGUCAUGCUUGGCCAUGCAGUCAUGGGUGAACAGGGAGUACAGGAGGGGACUGAGCACACACCACUGAGGGGCCCCCGUGUUGAGGAUCAGCGUGGCAGAUGUGUUGUUACCUACCCUUACCACCUGGGGGCGGCCCGUCAGGAAGUCCAGGAUCCAGUUGCAGAGGGAGGUGUUUAGUCCCAGGGUCCUUAGCUUAGUGAUGAGCUUUGAGGGCACUAUGGUGUUGAACGCUGGGCUGUAGUCAAUGAAUAGCAUUCUCACGUAGGUGUUCAUUUUGUCCAGGUGGGAAAGGGCAGUGUGGAGUGCAAUAGAGAUUGCGUCAUCUGUGGAUCUGUUGGGGCGUUAUGCAAAUUGGAGUGGGUCUAGGGCUUCUGGGAUAAUGGUGUUGAUGUGAGCCAUGACCAGCCUUUCAAAGCACUUCAUGGCUACAGACGUGAGUGCUACGGGUCGUAGUCAUUAAGGCAGGUUACCUAGGUGUUCUUGGGCACAGGGACUAUGGUGAUCUGCUUGAAACAUGUUGGUAUUACAGAGUCUGUGUGUGUGUGCGCGAGCGUGCACGCAUGCAUGCAUGUAUGGUUUGUAUUGUUACUCUUUACAGGUUACACAGGUGAAAUAAUUGAAAAUAGUCUGAGAUGUACACUAGGCACUGCCUCAACACUCUUCCUUUACUAUUUUGACAAUAACAGAAUACCACUUGUUCACAACUCACAGGAGUAACAUUCAUGCCUGUCACUCUUUCUUAACCCCACCUUAAUCUUAACUCCCCACUGCAGCUGCUCUGUUGCUCUCCUCCUAUAUCUUUACUCUUCACUGACCACUCUGAUAACACUUUAUAAUAACUGUCAUGAAUAAGCAAUUAUAAAUGCUUAUACAUGUUUAAUAAUGUAAUAAUUAAAUAUUUAAGUAUUAUUAAAGUGGAACUGACAGCGUUUUAACUUCUUUGCAGAUUUGAAACAGAAUCAUAAUAUCAGUCAGAAAUAUAAAAUCCCCAGUUUGUUACAAAACCAACUUUUAAAAAUAGGUUCUAUUUGACAAAACAUUUCAUGAUGUAGAGUAAGGCAUUGUUGGCAGAAUAGAUGGAUGCAGUUCAAUGCGUAAUUAAUAUUAUUCACCAAUACUUUUCUUGGUAGUCCAACAAAUAUUGCUAUCAGGUUGUAAAUCACAGCUGUCCUGGUACAUUGUUUGCUGCCUCCAGCCAUUCGGGAUGCACUGUUUCCGUUUCAAUUACUCAAUAUUUUGGACAAAAACUGAGAAAUGUAAAGAAGACUGGGAAUGUCAAUGCAAUCAAACUAGCAAGGGCAAUGAUCACAGGCCAGUCAUAACAUGGCUAAUAGGCUAGCUUUUAUUUAGCGAGCUGAAAACACGGAGCCUAAUGUUAGCUAGCUAGCUGCUGGGUGGAUGUCAUGUCAUUGAACGAGUGGGUGAGUGCCCCCUCCUCUAUAGUUUUUUGGUGGCUAAAGCUAGAGAUGCAUGUGUCAUUUGGUUAGCUAGCAAGAAAUGUGAAUAACUUUGCUAGGUAGCUAUGCUGAACUUGAACGACUGUUAUCCACAGUUAGCAUAUCUCUUAGUUGUCAAUCAAAUGUAUUUGGCAUCGAUCAAUUGGGCGGGCAGGAAAGUUCCCAAAACGUGGGUUGAGACAAGCAUGCAUUGGCAGGCAAGCUGCAGAAGGGCGAGCAGGCUACUAUUCCCAUCAUUUAUCAGUGCAAUUUUGACGGCCAACAACAAGCUGAAAAAGUUUGGGAGGGUUUAACUACUGUUCCCUCGUUAGAUUUGAGCAAAUCUCACUCUUGCUAACAUUAGUUGUUGAUCUUGCUGUUGUUGAUGUGCAUAGGCAACAGAGAUCGUUAGCCUACCUGUUCAUGGUUGUUUGAUCAAUAGGACAGUAAAGUUUCCAAAUGUAAGUGGACUCCCGUGGUAUUUACAUAUUUGCAGAAAUCCAUGUGUAUUUUGUGGCUUUUGGCGACUGCUUUCUAAUGAUGUAAAGUCGCACUGUUGCUACAGCCUGUAAACACACAGUCCAGUUCAAAGUGAAUGAUGGCAGGCCCAUGUGGGAAAUGGCUUAUUUGUAUAUAGGCCUACUGUAGCUCUGAUUGGCUAUGGCGCACCGGUCUGUGUAGAGUCCGGUCCUUCACAAGACAGAUGUUUUUAUUCUGUUUUAAUUACUGCAGUGUCUGUUAAUUGUCCAAAUGCACGUCCGCUUUCCCACUCUAUAUUGCUAUUGAAUUUUCACAAAUGCCUUACUGUACGUCAUUCCCAAACAUGCUAUGAAAGUAUGAAAAUGUGAAAAUGACCAUAUCUAAGUGCUCACUUGUCAGAAAAUGUAAAUACAAAUUUGUCAUAUUCUUCCUGGACAAAUAUUAAUAAGAUUUAAUGUUGCUAAAAUGCUGUCAGUUCACUUUAAUGUAGAGAUAAUACUAAUGUUUCCCUUAUUCCUUAUCCCCAUCUCCCUCAAAUAGUCCUUCCUCCUCAUUUCAAGUUUCUUAAUUUCUAGUUUUGACAUGAUUCCUAUUUUCUCCCUUUUCCUCUUUUCUUCACCCUCUCUCACCUCACCUCCUCCUCUCUCCCUCCCUAACUGUGGUGGUGUGUAUCCACUAUCCUUGUGUAUAUCUGUGAUGGUGUCUACCGACUGUCUCACUCCCUUUUCGCCUCCACACCUCCGUCUUCCUCCUCCAACUCCGCUCUACAUCUCCCUUACCUGUAAUGAUGUCUUCCCAACGGCUCUGUCCCACCUGCCCUCCCUCACCACCUCUCUCCUGCAGAGGCUCUGACAGGCAUGCAGAAGCUCUGCUCCGCCCUGUGCAGUAACAGUGUGGGCUCCUCCAGCCAUAGUGACUCCCAUCCCACCUCACCUUUCAGACACCACUUCUUUCCCCAUAGCCAAGGUAAGACAGGGCCCUAGACCACAUGGUCCCUCCACUGUCCCCACUCCCCAGGCAAGCUAUGUCACCUCAGACUCUAUGGCUUAACUCAUGUCAUUUCCAUAAUCUCCUGCCCCCAUAUACUGUAGCCGUGCACAUUUGAUGUGAAACGUCUGGCAGAGCUGAGUACCCUGGUCCCAAAUCUGUUUGUGCUUUUCUUGCCAACUGACCAUAGUCUGGCAAAGAGAUCUGGGACCAGGCUAGAGACAUCUCAUCUGCUGUCAAAGUCGUAAGAUGACACAGACAUGCAGCCCAGCUCACUUACACCAAUCAAAUGUCCAGAGACUUUUACUGCACCUCUGGACAUUUUGACCCAUGUCAUGCUUUCUUUUUGUUCUGAGAGUUUGUAUUUGGCAGUGGUGAUGGCCAUGCAUGCACUUUUACAUUUUCUUUGUCACCCAAGUCACAUUACUGGCAUUCUGCCUGUUUAAUGAUCAAUGUCCAUUAUGUCUGGCUGCAUGCUUUGGAUAGGUCUCGUAUUACCUCAUGGCUACAGUAUGUAACUAGGGCUGUGGCGGUCAUUACAUUUUGUCAGCCGGUGAUUGUCAUGUAAAUACAAUGCCUUGCAAAAGUAUUCAUCCCCCUUUGCGUUUUUCCUAUUUUGUUGCAUUACAACCUGUAAUUUCAAUGGAUUUUUAUUUGGAUUUAAUGUAAUGCACAAAAUAGUCCAAAUUGGUGAAGUGAAAUGAAAAAAAUCACUUGUUUCAAAACACUGUAGCCCCUAAGAUCUGGUGCAAGUCACAUAAUUAGUUAAAUAAAGUCCACCUGUGUGUAAUCUAAGUUAAGCACCAUUAAAUCCAUAAUUAAAAAAUGGAAAGAAUAUGACACUACAAAAAACCUGCCAAGAGAGGGCCGCCCACCAAAACUCACGAACCAGUCAAGGAGGGCAUUAAUCAGAGAGGCAACAAAGACACCAAAGAUAACCAUGAAGGAGCUGCAAAGCUCCACAGUGGAGAUUGGAGUAUCUGUCCAUAGGACCACUUUAAGCCGUACACUCCACAGACCUGGGCUUUACGGGAGAGUGGCCAGAAAAAAGAAAAAAAUAAGCAAUCACAUUUGGUGUUCGCCAAAAGCCAUGUGGGAGACUCCCCAAACAUAUGGAAGAAGGUACUCUGAUCAGAUGAGACUAAAAUUGAGCUUUUUGGCCAUCAAGGAAAACACUAUGUCUGGCGCAAAACCAACACCUCUCAUCACCCCAAGAACACCAUCCAAUGUUUUUCAUCGGCAGGGACUGGGAAACUGGUCAGAAUUGAAGGAAUGAUGGAUGGCGCUAAAUACAGGGAAAUUCUUGAGGGAAACCUGUAUCAGUCCUCCAGAGAAUUGAGACUGGGAUGGAGGUUCACCUUCCAGCAGGACAAUGACCCUUUAUUAAAUUUUUAUUUAUUUAAUUUUAUUUAACCUUUAUUUAACCAGGUAAGCCAGUUGAGAACAAGUUCUCAUUUACAACUGCGACCUGGCCAAGAUAAAGCAAAGCAGUGCGAUAAAAACAACAACAACACAGAGUUACAUAUGUAAUAAAAUAAAAAAAACGUACAGUCAAUAACGCAAUAGAAAAUCUAUAUACAGUGUGUGAAAAUGCAUCCAAGAUGGCGUAGCAGUGCGGUCGUGUACUCUUGUGUGUCCGUGUAAAUAGCCUAUUUUUUUGUAUUUUUCGUACAUAUUUCCCUAUCACACUUUCAUCCUUUUACUAAAUAUACUUUCCUGCAACCCGCCUCACUCAAUGUGGAACGGAUUCUAUUAUUGACUUACCUUUUAUCUAGAAUCUCCAGUUGAAACUAGCUAGCCAGCUAACUAGCUACUUGCUAUUAGCCACCGUUAGCGGUUUUUCACCCAGAACAUCAGAUUUUCUGCCGGAAUAACUGAAUCACUGGACCUUUAACACCGGAUCAUCGCAACUAGCUAGCUGCAACCAAAUGGAUGUUGUUGUUGGCUAAUCAGCCUUGAGCUAGCCUCGAGUCAUGCCCAUCUCCCGGCUAUCUACCUCUCUGUCAACCGGACGGGACCUCCUAGAGUCGACAAGGAGCCCCGCCGAUCCAUCACGACUGGUCUGCCGACGUAAUCGUCUGUGGUUUCAACAGGCUUCCCGUUGCAACGACCACGAAGAUCCAUCUGCUAGCCCCGGCCUGCUAGCACACGCAAACAACAGCCGUGCUUCCUGCUCGUCUAUGCUAUAGCACCAAUUCGAACUGCUCUCGGACUCACUUAUUUCUGUUCACUGGACCUUAUGAUCACUCAGCUGCACAGCUGCUGCCUGCUGGACUGUUCCUUUACACGGUACCCUGUCCUGUUUAUCUCUUUAGCCUCAGCCCAAACUUUCAUCGCCAUUACCAGUUGUUGUCUUAGCUCUCUCGAAUAACACCUGUGAUUGCUUUAUGCCUCUCUCCCAUGUCAAUAUGCCUUGCCUAUUGCUGUUCCAGUUAGUUCUUAUUAUACAAUUUCACUGUAGAGCCCCAAGUCCCUCUCAAACUGCCUCAAAUAGCUCCUUUGUUCCACCUUCCAUACAGGUGGAGACCGGCUCAAUCGGUGCCUCCAGUGAUGCUAUCUCUUUCAUUGUUACCCAACGCUUAGGUUUACCUCCACUGUACUCAUAUCCUUCCAUAUCCUUGUCUGUACAUAAUGCCCUGAAUCUAUUCUACAACGCUCGGAAAUCUGCCCCCUUUAUUCUCUGUACCCAACGCACUAGAAGACCAGUUCUUAAAGCCUUUAGCCGUACCCUUAUUCUAGUCCUCCUCUGUUCCUCUGGUGAUGUAGAGGUUAACCCAGGCCCUGCAGCCCCCAGUAUCACUCCUACUCCCCAGGAGCUAUCAUUUGUUGACUUCUGUAACCGUAAAAGCAUUGUUUUUUUUCAGAAGUCUCCUCCCUAAGUUUGAGUUAUUCACUGCGUUAGCACACUCCGCCAACCCUGAUAUUCUAGCAGUGUCUGAAUCCUGGCUUAGGAAGGCCAUCAAAAAUUCAGAAAUGUCCAUCCCCAACUACAACAUUUUCCGUCUAGAUAGAACUGCCAAAGGGGGUGGAGUUGCAAUCUACUGUAGAGAUAGCCUGCAGAGCUCUAUCAUACUAUCCAGGUCUGUGCCCAAACAGUUUAGCUGCAUGUGUGAAGGAGGCUUUGUUGUGAAAUAGGAAGCCGAUUCUAGAUUUAACUUUGGAUUGGAGAUGCUUAAUGUGAGUCUGGAAGGAGAGUUUACGGUCUAACCAGACACCUAGGUAUUUGUAGUUGUCCACAUAUUCUAAGUCAGACCCGUCGAGAGUAGUGAUUCUAAUCAGGUGGGCGGGUGCAAGCAGCGUUCGAUUGAAGAGCAUGCAUUUAGUUUUACUAGCGUUUAAGAGCAGUUGUAGGCCACGGAAGGAGUGUUGUAUGGCAUUGAAGCUCGUUUGGAGGUUUGUUAACACAGUGUCCAAUGAAGGGCCAGAUGUAUACAAAAUGGUGUCGUCUGCAUAGAGGUGGAUCUGAGAGUCACCAGAAUUGUCGGCCCGAGAAUUGAACCCUGUGGCACCCCCAUAGAGACUGCCAGAGGUCCAGACAACAGGCCCUCCGAUUUGACACAUUGAACUCUAUCUGAGAAGUAGUUGGUGAACCAGGCGAGGAAGUCAUUUGUGAAACCAAGGCUAUUUAAUCUGCCAAUAAGAAUGGGGUGAUUUGACAGAUUCAAAAGCCUUGGCCAGGUCGAUGAAGAUGGCUGCACAGUACUGUCUUUUAUCGAUCGCGGUUAUUAUAUCGUUUAGGACCUUGAGCGUGGCUGAGGUGCACCCAUGACCAGCUCGGAAACCAGAUUGCAUAGCGGAGAAGGUACGGUGGGAUUCGAAAUGGUCAGUGAUCUGUUUUGUUAACUAGGCUUUCAAAUACUUUCGAAAGGCAGGGCAGGAUGUAUAUACGUCUGUAACAGUUUGGAUCUAGAGUGUCACCCCCUUUGAAGAGGGGGAUGACCGCGGCAGCUUUUCAAUCUCUGGGGAUCUCAGACGAUACAAAAGAGAGGUUGAACAGGCUAGUAAUAGGGGUUGCGACAAUUUCGGUGGCUAAUUUUAGAAAGAAAGGGUACAGAUUGUCUAGCCCAGCUCAUUUGUAGGGGUCCAGAUUUAGCAGCUCUUUCAGGACAUCAGCUAUCUGAAUUGGGGUGAAGGAGAAGCGGGGGGGGGGGGCAUGGGCAGGUUGCAGCGGAGGGUGCAGAGCUGGUGGCCGGGGUAGGGGUAGCCAGGUGGAAAGCAUGGCCAGCCGUAGCAAAAUGCUUAUUGAAAUUCUCAAUUAUCGUAGAUUUAUCGGGGGUGACAGUGUUUCCUAACCUCAGUGCAGUGGGUAGCUGGGAGGAGGUGCUCUUAUUCUCCAUGGACUUUACAGUGUCCCAAAACUUUUUGUAGUUAGUGCUACAGGAUGCACAUUUCUGUUUGAAAAAGCUAGCCUUUCCAUUCCUAACUUAUUGUGUGUAUUGGUUCCUGACUUCCCUGAAAAGUUGCAUAUCGCGGGGCUGUUCGAUGCCAAUGCAGUACGCCACAGGAUGUUUUUUUGCUGGUCAAGGGCAGUCAAGUCUGGUGUGAACCAGGGGCUAUAUCUUGUUCUUAGUUCUGCAUUUUUUGAAUGGGGCAUGCUUAUUUAAGAUGGAGAGGAAAGCACUUUUGAAGAACAUCCAGGCAUCCUCUACUGACGGAAUGAGGUCAAUAUCCAUCCAGGAUACCCGGGCCAGGUCAAUUAGAAAGGCCUGCUCGCUGUGGUGUUUUAGGGAGCAUUUGACAGUGAUGAGGGGUGGACGUUUGACCGCGGACCCAUUACGGACGCAGGCAAUGAGGCAGUGAUCGCUGAGAUCCUGGUUGAAGACAGCGGAGGUUUAUUUAGAGGGUAAAUUAGUCAGGAUGAUAUCAAUGAGGCUGCCCAUGUUUACACAUAUGGUGUCCAGGGCACAACUGGGGGCUGAGGGGGGGUCUGUAGCAAGCGGCAACAGUGAGAGACUUAUUUCUGGAAAGGUGGAUUUUUAGAAGUAGAAGCUCAAACUGUUUGGGCACAGUCCUGGAUAGUAUGAUAGAGCUCUGCAGUAGAUUGCAACUCCGCCCCCUUUGGCAGUUCUAUCUUGACGGAAAAUGUUGUAGUUCGGAAUGGACAUUUCUGAAUUUUUGAUGGCCUUCCUAAGCCAAGCUUCAGACACUGCUAGAACAUCAGGGUUGGCAGAGUGUGCUAACGCAGUGAAAAAUUCAAACUUGGGGAGGAGACUUCUGAUGUUAAUAUGCAAGAAACCGAGGCUUUUACAGUUACAGAAGUCAACAAAUGAUAGCGCCUGGGGAGUAGGAGUGAUACUGGGGGCUGCAGGGCCUGGGUUAACCUCUACAUCACCAGAGGAACAUAGGAGGAGUAGAAUAAGGAUACAGCUAAAGGCUUUAAGAACUGGUCUUCUAGUGCGUUGGGUACAGAGAAUAAAGGGGGCAGAUUUCCGGGCGUUGUAGAAUAGAUUCAGGGCAUUAUGUACAGACAAGGAUAUGGAAGGAUAUGAGUACAGUGGAGGUACACCUAAGCAUUGGGUAACUAUGAAAGAGAGCAUCACUGGAGGUACCGAUUGAGCCGGUCUCCGCGUAUAUGGGGUGGUGGGACAAAGGAGCUCUCUGAGGCUGGUUAAGCUGAACUUGGGGCUCUACAGUGAAAUUGUAUAAUAUGAACUAACCCAAACAGCAAUAGGCUAGGCAUAUUGACAUGGGAGAGAGGCAUAACGCAAUCACAGGUGUUAUUCGAGAGGGCUAAGACAACAACUGGUAAUGGCGACGAAAGUUUGGGCUGAGGCUAAACAGAUAAACAGGAUGGGGUACCGUGUAAAGGAACAGUCCAGCAAGCAUUAGCUGUGUAGCUGAGUGAUCAUAAGGUCCAGUGAACAGCACUAAGUAAGUUCGGGAGCAGAUUGUAGGUUGCUAAAGCACAGGAGCAGGAGGCACGGCUGUUGAUUGCGCAUGCUAGCGGGCCGGGGCUAGCAGAUGGAUCUUCGUGGUCGUCGCAACGGGAAGCCUGUUGAAACCACAUCAGACGAUUACGUCGGCAGACGUGGGGCUCCGUGUCGACACUAGGAGGUCCCGUCUGGUUGACAGAGAGGUAGAUAGCCGGGAGAUGGGCCUGGCUCGAGGCUAGCUCAAGGCUAACUGGUAGGUCGGGAAGUGGAUAUUAGCCAACAUCAGCCAUUCGGUUGCAGCUAGCUAGUUGCGAUGGUCCGGUGUUAAGGUCCAGUGAUUCCGGCAGAAAAUCCGAUAUGCUCUGGGUCGAUAGCACGCUGUGCAGACUGGCCGAUAAUUGUCCAGGCUAGAGCUGGCUGGUAGGUAGUGCAGGCCAUGUGGUGAAGACCGCUAACGGUGGCUUAUAGCAAGUAGCUAGUUAGCUGGCUAGCUGGCUAGUUUCAGCCGUAGGUUCUUGAUAAAAAUAAAGAAAUAAUAGAAUCCGUUCCACAUUGGGUGAGGCGGGUUGCAGGAAAGUAUAUUUAGUUAGAGGAUGGAAAGUGAGAUUGAGAAAUAUAUACGAAUAAAAUACACACCAAAAACAAAAAAACUGGCUAUUUACACGAGGACACAACACAAUACACGACCGCACUACUUCGCCAUCUUGGAAAUUGACCCUAAGCAUACUGCUAAAGCAACACUCGAGUGGUUUAAGGGGAAACAUUUAAAUGUCUUGGAAUGGCCUAGUCAAAGCCCAGACCUCAAUCCAAUUGAAAAUCUGUGGUAUGACUUAAAGAUUGCUGUACAACAGUGGAAACCAUCCAACUUGAAGGAGUUGGAGCACUUUUGCCUUGAAGAAUGGGCAAAAAUCCCAGUGGCUAGAUGUGCCAAGCUUAUAGAGACAUACCCUAAGAGACUUGCAGCUGUAAUUGCUGCAAAAGGUGGCUCUACAAAGUAUUGACUUUGGGGGGGUGAAUUCUGUUUUUUUGUCUUAUUUCUUGUUUGUUGUGUAAAUCAAAUGAUUCAAACCCCCCCAAAAUAAAUUUUAAUUCCAGGUUGUAAGGCAACAAAAUAGGAGAAAUGCCAAGGUGGGUGAAUACUUUCGCAAGCCACUGUAACUGACGGUCUCACGGUAAUUGACCGUUAAUGAACAUAAAUACAUUUAGCAUCUCCUGGCUUCCACGCAUAGCCUACAAGCCACUGAUGCGGACCUUUGGAAAUAAAAUACCUCAUGCCUUAUUGCUUAAAUAGAGCACUGAGUACCAAGUUAUUAGCGACUUGCAGUUAGCAAGUUUGGUAGGCUACUAAUGACCAUCAGCGGCAUCAGUGCGCAGUAUUGGAGAAGCCUAGUUACCCUGACUAAACGGUCAUGUGGAAUUUGACUGCGGUCAUGACUCGUGACCACUAGUGUGGCGGUAAUACGGUCACCGUAACAGCUCUAUAUGUAACUAACCUCCAUAGUGUGACUAACUGAUUUGGUAACACAGGAUUCUUCAAUCAUUCUCAAAAUUUGAUUACUCUUUCAGUCCCCUUGCGUCCAUUUUUAUGCUUUAUCCUAAUCUCACAUGCCAGACUUUACAGCUAUAUGCAAUACUCCCUCGUCUGGCUCUGCGAGAUUAGCUUUUUCCAAACGUAUGUUUUCCAUAUCGUUGCCCUGCUUACGUUUUGUUCUUGGUUCUUCUCAUUGGAGGCACUGAUCCACCUAGCGGGCGGAGCUCCUCUAUACCCCAAAGGCCAGACAGCCGGCCUGUCACUCCGCCUCUCUCUCUGACCCCUAAACAUUUCCACCUCCCAGGUAGGAGACACACGGAGCGCACCCUAUCACUGUCACUGCUACUGGUCACCUGAGACCUUUUAUAUCUCUCUGUCUCUUUUAUUGCUCUCACUCACUUCACUUCUCUCUACCACUUUUCCAUUUCAAUAACGCUUUUGGUUGAGUCCAUUAAAGGAUGCUUGCACUUAGUGUGCCCUUUUCACCAGUCACAUCACGAAUAUAAGACUCUCUGGAUAAAAUAAUUGAUUUUAAUGUAAAUUUGUAUGUAAAUGCUGGUGCUUAUUGUUUCACUGUGUUUUACAGUGUGAUUGUGAAGACACCCUCACUCUGUCUCUGUGGUAUUUUUCAUGAGUCAUUUCACAAUGCCCUCUGUGUCACUGGAAAAGUGUUUGAUACGUAUACAUGAAAUGCAAAAGACUGAGUUUUGUCUUUCUCCCUUUCAGAUCAGGGGAUCAACAUUUACAGGAAACCACCCAUCUACAAACAACACGGUACAUUCACUCUUUGCGACCUGGUUUCACCAGCAUUAACAGCAUCAUUAUUGUUAUGAAUACUUAUACUGAUACUAUUAUCCCCAAAUAGUGUCAUGAGCCUCAUUGGCUAUAACAAUAUCGAUAAGCUUAGCUUAGGUUGACUCAUAAAACUCAGUCCCUGUGGUUAUAUCUGUGGUGCGGGCGGGUUUAGGGUCAUGAAAUACUGUGUGGAUCAGCUGUUUGUUCACCCGCCUGCAAUUGCUAAUAACCCAUCCGCAACUGCCCGACUAUAUGUGAUAAAGUGAAUAUCUGAGGCCCACACCUGACCCUAACCCGCUAAUAUAGAACAUGUGGCUAAAUGUAGGCUAAAAGCUGAUAGUAUCAACCACAUAAAAUAUGCAUCCAAGCCGAACUGAAAUCUUAUCAAAAACAUGUUGGGUCAUUUUAACAGCUUUUAAUUUCUUUAAAACUGGUCAAACUGUUGUCAUUUGGAAAUGUUGCACAAAAAAUCGUUCCCAUUUUUGUAUUUUUUAUUGCAUUUUCUCCCCAGUCCCUAUAAACAUCUUGCAGAGAUGAAAGAGGAAAGAGAAAACAAACUUUACCGAUGUCAACUAGAUUGAAGCAUUCAUUCUAUCGAUUUAUGACAUUAUUCUGGUGAGCAAGGGUUAAUUUAGUCUUCUAGGCAACAACUAAUGACAGAUGAGAAGCUGCAUGUAUCUAAUUAUAGACAAGUUGACUAAAAAAUAGCUUCCCAAAAUGUUGGAAAUUAUAAGCAGAAACAUGGGCCUAUCUAAAAAGGACUGUACAAUGCAUUUUCUAUAUUUACAGGUCAGGAUCAGGUGCAGGCCUCAGAUUUUCCCUUUAUCACAUAUAGUCGGGCGGUUGCGAAAGGGUUAUUAACAAUUUGCGGGCGGGUGCGGGUGAACAAACAGCUGACCCGCACAUCACUAUUAGCUAUACAAAGCAGCACCUAACCUCUAAAGGUAUAGGGUCCUUUCAAUUAUGGUUUAUUUGUUUGGAUAGAAAUCACGUUGCUCUGUACACCAUUUACUGUGCCCACUUCCAAUGUCAAUGUGUCAAUACUUUUUGAAGUCUCUCUCUGACCAAACACUUUCUGAACACUUUCUGAGCAUCUAACGCCUAAGCAAAAUAUCAAGGCAUGUGAGCGAGCCUACAGCAUAUCCAAAAAUCUAAAAAGAAGGUUCAAGAUGGCAACUUAAUUCAUAUCAUUUCUAUCAACAAUAGAGCCUACACUUUCUAUCGCCAUUUUAAACUUCUAACGCGGUAGGGAUAAUAAGGAAGGGAGUGGUUGAUGACACACAAGAGCAGCCGUUCACCAACACCUCCAACCGCUAUUCGGAUGUCGGCCAACGCAGGUUAAUGCUCAAUCUGAUUGCAUCGAGGCCUAAAUUGCCCUCCUGAACCGUCUUUCAAGAUUUUAUUUUUACAUUCCUAGGACGGAGCACACCUUCAGCCGUGCAGAUAAUAUUAUAUAUAUUUGUUAGAGCGCCAGCACACUACAGCAUUUGGAAAGUAUUCAGACCCCUUGACCUUUUCCACAUUUUGUUAUAUUACAGCAUUAUUCUAAAAUGGAUUACAUUUAAAAAACAGAAAUACCUUAUUUACAUAAUUAUUCAGACCUUUUGCUAUGAGACUCGAAAUUAAGCUCAGGUGCAUCCUGUUUCCAUUCAUCAUCCUUGAGAUGUUUCUACAACUUGAUUGGAGCCCACCUGUGGUCAAUUCAAUUGAUUGGACAUGAUCUGUCUAUAUAAGGUCCCACAGUUGACAGUGCAUGUCAGAGCAAAAACCAAGCUAUGAGGUCAAAGGAAUUGUCCGUAGAGCUCCGAGACAGAAUUGUGUCGAGGCACAAAUCUGGUGAAGGGUACCAAAAAAUGCCUGCAGCACUAAAGUCCCCAAGAACACAGAGGCCUCCAUCAUUCUUAAAUGGAAGAAGUUUGGAACCACCAAGACUCUUCCUAGAGCUGGCCGCCCGGCCAAACUGAGCAAUCGGGGGAGAAGGGCCUUGGUCAGGGAGGUGACCAAGAACCCGAUGUUCACUCUGACAGUGCUCCAGAGUUUCUCUGUGGAGAUGGGAGAACCUUCCAGAAUGACAACCAUCUCUGCAGCACUCCACCAAUCAGGCCUUAAGGGUAGAGUGGCUAGACGGAAGCCACUCCUCAGUAAAACGAACAUGACAGCCCGCUUGGAGUUUGCCAAAAUGCACCUAAAGGACUCUCAGACCAUGAGAAACAAGAUUUUCUGGUCUGAAGAAACCAAGAUUGAACUCUUUGGCCUGAAUGCCAAGCGUCACGUCUGGAGAAAACCUGGCACCAUCCCUAUGGUGAAGCAUGGUGGUGGCAGCAUCAUGCUGUGAGGAUGUUUUUCACCGGCAGGGACUGGGAGACUAGUCAGGAUCGAGGCAAAGAUGAAAGGAGCAAAGUACAGAGAGAUCCUUGAUGAAAACCUGCUCCAGAGCGCUCAGCACCUCAGACUGGGGCGAUGGUUCACCUUCCAACAGGACAACGACCCUAAGCACACAGCCAAGACAAUGCAGGAGUGGCUUUGGGACAAGUCUCUGAAUGUCCUUGAGUGGCAAAACUGUUUUUGCCCUGUCAUUAUUGGGUAUUGUAUGUAGAUUGAUGAAGGAACAAAACAAUUUAAUCAAUUUUAGAAUAAGUCUGUAACGUAACAAAAUGUGGAAAAGGGAAAAAGGUCUGAAUACUUUGCCAAUGCACUGUAUAUAACCUAUGUACAAUUCUGAAUAAUAGGUGUAAGUGUAAAGUUACGGGAUUAUUUUGAUCUUUACCAUGUAGAGAUUAUCACACAACAUUUCAGACAGAUGAUGUUGAAAUGUUCAGCUGUAGUUCAGGGGACUUACUUAGACACUGAUAGUCCAGUUCCCCUGGUUACCAACCUAGUUUCACCCUCACCAAAAAGAAAGUCUGCUGAUGAAAUCAUCAGAUCCGCUACAUUUCCUGCCGCCAAUGUCCCCCCUCUGGAUGACACAUCAUCGAGCGAGUGCGACCACUGGCCCCCCUACGCUCCCUCCCUGGCCCUGGCUGCCUUAGAUAGAGUAGGCUCCCUAUGAGCAUGCUUGCACUGCCCCACCUCCCAACCCUUAGAGGCUCACUACCCGUAACCAAACCCUGAACUUCGCCCUCUCCAGAAACAACCACUAGUCCCUACCCCCUAGACAUUUGUGGAGAACUGAGAGGAUUUGAUAGGUUUGAACAAUAUGCCAAUAGCUCCCUCUGAUAGACUAGGUGUAAUAUCUGCCAUAUCCUCUCAGAUUUCCACAAGUGUCUAGGAUGUAGGGGUUGGGGUUCUUUAUGAAUAGGACAGAAUAUCACUCUUAUUCACUUGUAGCUUAAACCCACCACAAAGUUUUGACGCGGGAACACAGACUUUUACAAUUAAUUUGCUGAAUUUUGCGCAAUGCUGAAUAGUGUCUCCUUUAAAGGCUAUUGUUGUUGGCGUCAUGUCACUUCUUGCUUACUAGAUCGAUUGAUUGAUUGAUAUACAGGUAACUGCCAAAAUAAAGGAAACACUUUAGUAAAUGAGGGAUAGAAAGUAUAUUGAAAGCAGGUGCUUUCACACAGGUGUGGUUCCUGAGUUAAUUAAGAAAUGAACAUCCCAUCAUGCUUAGGGUCAUGUAUAAAAAUGCCCAGUUGCCCAUUAUAAUUUUUUAUAUUUUUGAAGGGGGUGUGUGUAUGUGUCUCAGUCACCAUAUGAUCUCAAUCCAAUUGAAAACUUGUGGUAAAUUCUGGAGCGACGCCUGCGUUUUCCACCACCAUCAACCAAACACCAAAUUAUGGAAUUUCUCAUGGAAGAAUGGUGUCGCAUCCCUCCAAUAGAGUUCCAGACACUUGUAGAAUCUAUGCAAAGGCACAUUACAGCUGUUCUGGCGGCUCAUGGUGGCCCAACGCGCUAUUUAUAUCGGUGUUUAUUUUAUUUUGGCAGUUACCUGUACCUACACCAUUCACAAAUGACUUGGACAGAGCUAACUGAGACUGGCCUCAAACUGACUUGUCUUCCUGCACAGUUUUUUUUGUGUGUUUUAAACUAAUAGUAAAAAGCUAAUCUUGUGAAGACUGUUGUAAUGUCUGUGUUAACAUUCAGUGCAGCUGAGUAGUUGUACUGCCUUGGUGUUGUCUGUGUGUAUGUCUAGUCAACUCUGUCUCUCAUUUGUUUUCUCCCACACUCCUGUUGCUCAUAUCUUCGUUCUUCAACCCCACUGCAAUGGCUGGAAAGAGAAAUCCUACAGCACUUUUGUAAAUCCUUUUAAAAAUCCUGUACAGUACUUUUGUGAAUGUGAUAUCCACGGAUGGAAGCAUUCUAUAAUGCAUUCUGUUAUAGUUUUGGACAGUCUCGUUUUACUGUAUCUAGCACUGCUCCUCGGUCAAGAUGCCUUUAGUUCACACACAAUGAUAAGGACCUGUGUGUGUCUGUGUCUGUAUCUGUGCGUCUGGGAGUGUGCGCGCGCAUGUUUUGUUGGCUCAUUUGUGGGUUGUGUAUGCCACUCAUAGGAUCAGAAGGAGGAAGGAGACGGUCUAGGGAAGAGGAGGAAGAGGAGGCCCUGAAGAGAAAGCAGCUCCAGGAGGAGCAUAUCAACAAGGUUAGAGAAGGCACAUUCAUACACCUAUUCCCACAAUAACACCCACAAACAUACACUGGCCCAGGUAGGCAGCUCUGCUCUACUAUUGUAUGUUCGUAAAACGUUAUUUCUGCAGGUAUAAUGCUUUAAACUUAUCAGAAGCAUGUACAAGCCUUUAUAUUGUCUUAUAAUAAGGUUUAUACUACGUUAUGUCUCUGUAUGUAUCAACAUUUUAACUGACUCAAAAUAGCUGGUAUUUAGUAAGGAUCAUUAUUAGAUCAAAAAACAUAAGAUGGUCAUACAUCCUCAUGACAAGUCGUACAGUGCAUUAUAACUUGAUCAUAAUGCGUUAUACCUACAGGCUUUAAAGAGGCACUGAACACGCCGUUUGGCAUGUGUGUUUUUCAGUUGCUCAUUAGAAAAACUAGAUUUCAGUCUCGGAGGUAUGUUUCCUGACCGAUUCCGCGUUUGGUUAAUUAUGUUUGUCCCCCAUGAGACACUGUAGAUGCAGAAGCCUAUUUCACUUUCUCAAAAUCCACAGAAUGAACCUAAGAAAAUCCGUAAUUCAUUUAGAUGUUUUUGCCGAGGUGUUUGGUGCAGUAUUUCUCAAGUAAAAAAUAUGCAACAUGUUGUCUUAUGUAAACAAAGUCAGGCUGCUUGGCAGGUCUGUCUCACUGUCUAUGCUAUUGGAUAGAGAGCAAUCACCGCAGCUGUUCACCCCAUCUUAGUGGGCAAAUAUAAAUGUACGUCAAAUCAAAACCCAACCUUAAUUUAGCCGUUGUGACGGAUGUUCCAAACUCCGUUUUAGACAAGACUGACUUUAUGACCAAAAUUAUCCUAUUUACACAUUUCUGACACUAGAAUAACUGUUUCUGACUCAUAUCGAUGCCACAGAGGCCAUUUUCAAAGGGAUUCGUUGCUUUUUAAAGGCAGUUGCUCUUUAAGUUAAGUUUUACGACAAUGUUCUGUGUGUCCACAGAUCCAGUCUGGUUUGGGGAAGCUGAUAAUGAAGGAGGAGAAUGAGAAAGAGCAGAUCAGGGAACGUCGCGCACGCAGCCAGUCAGCUCAGCGCUAUGACCCCCAGCAGACCAAUUGUGAUGGAGGUAUGUUCUGACCAACCUCACCAUAUAGUAACUAGCACAUUGUUUAGAAAAACCACAUCAAAUGAGCUGUAAAGAGGGAAGCAUCGUAAAAUCAUGAAAUAAGGGAUGCUGGGAGUCUCAGAAUGGAUUGCGCCUUGCGUAUGACUUGUGCCUAACAUGCUGACCAUACCACCCACGUUGCAUGCGCAAGCGUUGCAAAAUAAAUGUACACAUACAUGUUAUUCAAUCAUUUCAUCAAAAUUGCUUGCACGCUUCAACGAGCGUCUGCGUAGCCAGGCGCGAACUUGGUUCUAUUUUUGAAGCUUGACUCGCUGCAAGUCCCGCCUCUCCAAUCUCCUCAUUGGUUUUUAGGAGCAUAUACCCACGUGGGUGAUUGAAAGAUGAAUUGAGGUCCACACGCCAGUCCAGUUAGUAGCGGUAAUGCACCUUAAAAUUGGUUGCCAACCACCAUAUAAAGUCCACAGGAGAAGAAGAAGAAGACUGAAGAAGGAGAGAUUACUAGAAACUAACUAGGUAUCCCUUUUUAUCUGUGGAUUAAUUGUCGGAGAAGAGAACAAACGAUUUUGAAUGACUAAAAAUGGGUUCAAAUUCAACAACGAUCCAGAAAAAAAUGAACUUGAGCAUUUCAGGUAAAAUAACAACCCAAUGUUUAUAUCCCAGGACAAAUUAGCUAGCAACAGCAAGCUAGCUAGCUAAAUGUCCAUGAAUUUUCAUGUGUUUCAACCUGUCUCCAAAUUAAUAUAGUUGGUUCAGAGUUCGUUUUCAUAUUUCAACCUGUGUGUCCUGAUCGUGUCUGGUGUGGAUGGACAAAACAAACAUGCGCGCGCAUGCCCGGUCUAGUCAGUAUGUAAUAAAGGUGAGAAUGGUCAGUUAAGUUCAUACCAAUGAUCCAAAACAGCAGAUCAUAUUGAAUGUUAAAUAUUGAAUGUUAAAAUGGAUUCAAUGAACAAUCUGUAAAAUAUGGUAAUCAGCGCGCUAUCCACCCUGAAACUGCUGAGUUUCCUCAGGAAGAACAGGCGCUGAUUUCCCUUCGCACAGAUAGCAUCCACAUUGGCCUCAAAACUCUGUUUGCUUUCAAGGAAAGUGCCAAAGUAUUUGUAUUGCUCAACGAUCUCCACUGGCUCACCAUCAAUCAGAGUCUGCAUUGGUGGCAGGGAGCUCCUCCGGAUAUCAAUAGCCAUAUCCUUGGUCCAUACUCCUCCACCACUGGGCCAUGGCUCACCUCCUCAUCCUGUAAAAGACUCACGAUAACCACGUAAUCUGCAAAUGUAAUGAUAUGUCUAGAGUCGUGAUUACUCUGACAAUCAUCAGUGCACAAAACAAACAACAGAGGGUAAAGGACAUACCCCCAGGAGGAUACUGUGCCGGAUAGGGAACUGUUGACUCUCACCCUUUGAGUUUGGUUGGUUAAAAAGUCAAUCAACCAGCUGACUACUGUACUGUAUGUUAAAAUCAAGAUCAAAAUUGGACAAAGGCCUCUCUGCUAAGACGUGGUUGUAUACAAUAAAAAUCAGAAGGGAAGUCAACAGAUAGUAGUCUGGCAUGGGUCUUACUUCCCUCAAGAUGUUUAAGGACAUAGUUAAGAAGAGUGAUGGUUGUAUCUUCCACCCCUCUCAAUACCCACCCCUAUCAACAUAACAAACACCAUUUUGGGGGUUUUCCGCUGCAGAAUGUUUUGAAACCUUUUGAUAUGGUGUGCACCAAUAAAUACCAUCCUGGUAAGGUCCAACCUCAAAAGCAACCCUAUCAAAUAAACAGCAUGAACCAUUCAAACUAUAGGACAGCCAAAUUGAUCUUAGUUUCAACCUUUCAGAUGAUUCCAAAACCUCAUCGCUGCCUGGUUAUGGACGGAAUGGAUUACACCGGGUAAGAUCAGACGCUUCACAUAUCAGAUAUCACAACUAUUGAUUCACUCCAACAAUAAAAUCGAUCUAAUCAAUAAUUGAUUAAUGUGGAUGGGUUCCACUUAUAGGCUUUGACUGAUAAAGUGUUGUUGAUCAUAUUGUUCAUAGAAACGUGUGAUCGCUGUUGUUACAAUACUGUCUCUGCCCCUACAGCCUCAGUCUACAGAUUUCACUCAGUACAACAGCCAUGGGAACAUGUGUGGGGGAGGAAGAGGUGAGUGUUGCUCAACAAAUAAAUAUGUGGUUAUAUUCACAGCUACUUCUACAUCUACAUACAAUUUCAAUAUUCUUAAAGCUACAAUCUGGGAUUAGUUUUUUUCAGCAAAAUGACAGCCCUGCCACUUGUUUUGGUAUACAGUUGAGGAAUGGGGCUUGGGAAAUGUAACCCCUCCCAGAUCCCAGAUUGUACCUUUAACUGAUUAUCUAUAGUAAAUAAGCCACCCAAUUAUUGAGCAGUCAGAUUUGGAAAUAAUGUAGUGUUUCUUUCAGAUUUAAAUGAUAAAUUGUACAGGAAAAACAUUAACUGUGAGUCUCAUUUUCUGUCCCAUUUUGUCUUGCAGAGUUUCAGGUAUGUCUCUCAUUUGCUUAUCCACAAAUGCCUUUCAUUAUGCGUUUUCAUUUUGCAUGUGUUUGCUCACUCUAUACCCAGGAUCGCAAACUUCAUGUUAUCCUGAAUGUCAACCCACUCCUGCUAAAUGCCUGCAUCACUGUUGGCUAUCCCAAACUGUAUUGAAUGCAUUGCAGUGACCCUGAAUGCUCCUGUCAAGGAACACAUACAACACUGCUCAGACAUGUUUCAGUCUCACUGUGACUAGAUAGAACCACUGUACUGUACAUACAAUGUAGAAUGAUCUUUGUCUCAUUGCCUGUUUUAUUAGUUGUUGUUCCGAAAUGUCUCCAGUUGUCACUAAAUGUCUCAUUUAGUUACAUAUUCAAUUGCAAACUGUAACAGUCCUCUUGACUGUGAAACGUUGAGGUGUCACAAGUGUAGUUAACCUAAGAGCCAAUUGAUAGGAAUUGUAUCAAAAGAAUGCCAAUCUUUGAGAGCCAUAACCUAUUACCGACAGCCAAAAGUACUGCAGUGACCAUAAGUACCAGUAUGCCGCUCUAUAUGAUGGGAAUAAGAUACAGUAGCUGGGAUAGUAGUAGAUAGCCAUGGUAGAUGUAUCUCGGUUCCAUACCACUAUAUUACAUGUGUGUGUAUGUUCUAUCCUGUAGCACAUAAGGGAUGGCAGUGCUGCAGUAACAAGAAUGGACAGGGGAGUAUCUAUGCCUAAUAUGUUGGAACCAAAAGCAAGUAUAAUUUUUUUUUAAAUAUAAUUUAUUUAUAAAGAUUUUGAAUUUACCUGAUGUAUGUGCCCUAUCCUUAUUAAUAUAUUUCACUGAAAUUCCAAUUUUUUAAAUGUAUACUUUACUACAAAAAUGAAUAUGCUGUAUGCUACAAAAACGAAUAUGCUGAGUCAGUAGAGAGUGAGCUCCAAGUGAGCUUGGCACAUCGGAAACACAGCACACAUUGGGUGAUAUAAUAGAAGGAAUAGUGAGGUAAACCUCAUCACCUAUAACAGGAGGAAUAUGAUUGGUGGUGUGUCUCAUAAUAUCACCACUAACUACCUACAGUAUGCAGCUGGUAGUGAGUUCCUUCAUGGGUUCCUGUAACCAAAGGCAGCCCCUCUAAAGUACUAAAUCUCCCAUGAGGCUAUGGCUGUGCUGCAGUCCAGACAGGAGCUAGUGAACUGAGUCACCUCUCGCUUAGCAUGUCGGCUUCUCCAUGCUCAUUCGCACAUGGCUUCAAUACAGACUGUAUGUAACAUACAGUGGAAAAUCCAACACCAAAUGUGUCUUUGAAACAACUUUAUGAAGGAGAGACACCUUCAUUGUUGGAUUUUCAUGAUUGGUGUGGCUACUAUGAGUUGGUCAGAUAGAGAAAAAAAGCACAAGAAUCACUCCUUGUUGCUUAUUUAGAGCAUUUCAGUAAGAUCUUGCAAAACUCUCACUCUAAAUUCCAAUGGAUCUCAUCUAGGUGUGUUUAUGUACUAGGCCUAACAUAAGUUAGCUGUAAAGCCCACAGUAUAGCUGCUUUCCAGGACUCGAUAUCUAUGUCUUGACAAUUUCAUUGAAAAGAAUUGUCUAACACUUACAGUUCUGUAUCUAUUUUGUAACUUAACACAUUUUUGGGUCACAGUUAGUUCUCUGAAAAUGUGGAUCUGUAGACUAAUAUAGUCUAUUUAUCUAGUCAGUUGGCUGGAUAUCCUUUGGGUGGUGGACCAUUCUUGAUACACACGGGAAACUGUUGAGAGUGAAAAACCCAGCAGCGUUGCAGUUCUUGACACAAACCGGUGCGCCUGACACCUACUACCAUACCCUGUUCAAAGGCACUUAAAUCUUUUGUCUUGCCCAUUCACCCUCUGAAUGGCACACACACAAUCCAUGUCUCAAUUGUCUCAAUCCUUUUUUAACCUGUCUCCUGACAUCAAUAAGGGAUCAUAGCUUUCACCUGGAUUCACCUGUUCAGUCUAUGUCAUGGAAAGAGCAGGUGUCCUUAAUGUUUUGUACACUCGGUGUAGAUGUUUUGGUAAUAAGCAGAGCACUAAUGCACGUACCUACACAACGAUACUGGCAUCAUGCACCUCCCUAUCAACUGAUACCCUUAUAGUUGAGCUCCCAGGGUCUAUAGCCCCAUCAGCCCUCUAUUACAGCCCUCACUCACAAUCUCCUGUCACACCUGUUGUCCAUACCCAGUGUUGCCCUGUCUCAGACAAGACUAUCAGUUUUGAACAUACUAUAACUGUAAAAAUGAUGCCCUAUCGAAUCAAAUGUGGAUACCCGAUUUCUGCGGUAUCUCAAAAAUAUGAUCAUGCGCUGUCUGCAGCGAUGAAUGUGUGGAUUCAUGUACUCAAUAAAAUAAUUACAGCCUAAGUAUUCUUUCCCCUUUUGGAAAUACAGUGCAUUCCGAAAGUAUUCAGACCCCUUUACUUUUUCCACAUUUUGUUACAUUACAGCCUUAUUCUAAAAUUUACUAAAUUGGUUUUUUCCCUCAUCUAUCUACAGACAAUACCCCAUAAUUACAAAGCAAAAACAGUUUUUUGGAAAUUGUCGCACAUUUAUUGAAAAUAAAAAAAUGAAAUAUCACAUUUACAUAAGUAUUCAGAUCCUUUACUCAGUACUUUGUUGAAGCACCUUUGGCAGCGAUUACAGCCGCGGGUCUUCUUGGGUAUGACACUACAAGCUUGGCACACCUGUAUUUGGGGAGUUUCUCCCAUUCUUCUCUGCAGAUUCUCUCAAGCUCUGUCAGGUUGGAUGGGGAGCGUCCCUGCACAGCUAUUUUCAGGUCUCUCCAGAGAUGUUCGAUUGGGUUGAAGUCCGGGCUCUGGCUGGGCCACUCAAGGACAUUCAGAGACUUGUCCUGAAGCUACUCUUGCUUUGUCUUGGCUGUGUGCUUAGCGUCGUUGUCCUGUUGAAAGGUGAAUCUUCGCCCCAGUCUGAGGUCCUGAGCGCUCUGGAGCAGGUUUUCAUCAAGGAUCUCUCUGUACUUUGCUCCUUUCAUCUUUGCCUCGAUCCUGACUAGUCUCCCAGUCCCUGCCGCUGAAAAUCAUCCCCACAGAAUAAUGCUGCCACCACCAUGAUUCACCGUAGGGAUGGUGCCAGGUUUCCUCCAGACGUGACGUUUGGCAUUCAGGCCAAAGUGUCUUGGUAUCAUCAGACCAGAGAAUCUUGUUUCUCAUGGUCUGAGAGUCUUUAGGUGCCUUUUGGCAAACUCCAAGCGGGCUGUCGUGCCUUUUACUGAGGAGUGGCUUCCGUCUGGCCACUCUACAAUAAAGGCCUGAUUGGUGGAAUGCUGCAGAGAUGGUUGUCCUUCUGGAAGGUUCUCCCAUCUCCACAGAGGAGCUCUGGAGCUCUGUCAGAGUGACCAUCGGAUUCUUGGUCACCUCCCUGACCAAGGUCCUUCUCCACCGAUUGCUCAGUAUGGCCAGGCAGCCAGCUCUAGGAAGAGUCUUGGUGGUUCCAAACUUCUUCCAUUUGAGAAUGAUGAAGGCCACUGUUCUUGGGGACCUUCAAUGCUGCAUGUUUUGGUACCCUUCCCCAGAUCUGUGCCUUGACACAAUCCUGUUUAGGAGCUCUACGGACAAUUCCUUCGACCUCAUGGCUUGGUUUUUGCUCUGACAUGCACUGUCAACUGUGGGAUCUUAUAUAGACGGGUGUGUGCCUUUCCAAAUCAUGUCCAAUCAAUUGAAUUUACCACAGGUGGACUCCAAUCAAGUUGUAGAAACAUCUCAAGGAUGUUCAAUGGAAACAGAUGCACCUGAGCUCAAUUUCGAGUCUCUUAGCAAAGGGUCUGAAUUCUUAUGUAAAUAAGGUAUUUGUUUUUAAUUUUUAAUGUGCAAACAUUUAAAAAAAAAAAAAGUUUUUUCGCUUUGUCAUUAUGGGGUAUUGUGUGUAGAUUGAUGAAAAAACAUGUUUUAAUAAAUUUUUGAAUAAGGCUGUAACGUAACAAAAUGUAGAAAAAGUCAAGGGGUCUGAAUACUUUCCGAAUGCACUGUAUCUCAAAAAUCUAGUAUCCAGGUUUGAUUGAAUUGGGUCCUCAGUCAGUUUUGAUGGCCCCUUGGUCUAUCUUUCAACAGUCUCCUUUUGAAGCUUAAUUCAAUAUUGACUUCAUUUACUGACUAGUGUCUCCCUUUGAAGGUCGUACCAUAUGAAAUGCUCAUGAUAACCAGUAGAGGGCGAGCUAAACUUCCCAGGGAGGUGGACAGAACAAGACUGGAGGUAUCAUUUGAUUUCUGCAUGUGUGUGCAUGAAUGCUACACAAAUACUUAGUGAGGAAAGUACAGAAUCCAUAGAUCCAUAUAGCUUCUUGAGAGUUUUUCAAUGACCUUAUAGGAGCGUAAAUGCUAACCACAACAUCCCCCCUUCCCCUCCUCCCCCUCCUUCUUUUCUCAACCUCUCUUCUCACUCUAGCGCCACUUAGCCCCAGAAACGUUCUUUGACAUCUUUGGGAUGGAGAUCCAGGAGUUUGACAGGCUUCCACUGUGGAAACGCAACAACAUGAAAAAGAAGGCCAAGCUCUUCUAG